UCUGACAAGAAAAAGUGGAAACUAAAAGAAACAGAAACAACUGCUAGUUCUUGCCAUGGCAAUUUCAUCAGCAACAGCUAGUAUUAGUAUUUUGAGAAAAGACACAUUUGAAGGUGCAUUGCAGGCAUCAAAGCCCGGUGUGCAGUGUGUCGGAAUUCGUCGAUGUAGGAACGUAAGGUUUCAGAUCAAGGCUGGAGCAGCUGAAUCACCACAAGAAACGAAAGAGGUUGGUGGUGUUGAGUUUGAAGGAGAGAAUUCAACGUCAGUUGAAGCUUCAAAAGUUCCGUAUUCGAUAAUCUCCACUUUGAACGUCGAAAAGAUUCUCCGUGGAAUCCCUAUAACUGAUGUUGAUCACUAUGCUAGACUUGGAAUUCCACGGGGAUGUCUGUACGAUCAGGUUAACGUUGGUUAUAAGAACAAAUACGAAGAACUGAUGAAGCAAGAAUUGGAGGAAGAAGAACUUGCCAACAAAAUGGAUCUCUUGAAGGAAUCAUAUUCGAUUUUAUCAUCUCAAGAAGAGAGACGUUUAUAUGACUGGAGCUUACUAAGGACCGGAACUCCAGAUAGAUUUGCCUGGCCAUUUGAAUCCGACAUUACACAAGCCGAUGUCAUGCAAGGAACUCCACCUCCGGGAGAACCAGAGGAUUUUGGACCAACAAGGCUUGUAGGUUACUUCUUUGUGGGAUGGCUUGUACUGGCUGUUGUAUCGUCAAUCGCGUUUAAUCUAUAAACGAUUAAGGAACUAUGCAUCUAUUUUCUUGCUUCGCUGUAUAUUUUUCAUCACCUGAUUAGCUAAGAUCAUAACAGCAACUAGCAAAUAAAAUAUUUAAAAUUUCAUAUAA
This is a messenger RNA of Papaver somniferum (opium poppy), 842 nucleotides long. RefSeq names its product NAD(P)H-quinone oxidoreductase subunit U, chloroplastic-like. The record is from RefSeq and is a predicted model, not a curated record. Gene Ontology annotation, cellular component: NAD(P)H dehydrogenase complex (plastoquinone); chloroplast; chloroplast thylakoid membrane. Bases 56 to 730 code for a protein of 224 amino acids. Lineage: Eukaryota; Viridiplantae; Streptophyta; Magnoliopsida; Ranunculales; Papaveraceae. The transcript is spliced from 5 exons.